Messenger RNA from Nematolebias whitei (Rio pearlfish), 1571 nucleotides. It is a transcript of the gene jmjd4, whose product is annotated as jumonji domain containing 4. The coding region runs from base 200 to 1495 and encodes 431 amino acids. Gene Ontology annotation, biological process: protein hydroxylation; negative regulation of gene expression; positive regulation of translational termination. Gene Ontology annotation, cellular component: cytoplasm; nucleus. The record is from RefSeq and is a predicted model, not a curated record. Gene Ontology annotation, molecular function: histone H4R3 demethylase activity; sequence-specific DNA binding. NCBI's taxonomy places the organism in Eukaryota, Metazoa, Chordata, Actinopteri, Cyprinodontiformes, Rivulidae. The transcript has 6 exons.
UGUAGCAGUUAUGGCGACCUGUUUUCGUGGUAGGAAAAAUAUAAACAAAAAUCGGUAAAUUUGAAAUUAACUUGGACGGAAAAUGAAUGUAGACACAUAGUAAUGCUAGUUGAAUCUCACCGCUUGCUCUCCAUGUCAGUUCCCUGCUGUUUAAACCGUGAGGGUGAAGCUUGCUAACCGGCUAGCCGUGUUUACCACCAUGGACAGGGAGGCAUAUCGCAACUGCUGCAGCUUGGUCAAAAUACCAAGUCAGUCCUAUGAGCUGUUUUGGUCUUCGCAUUUUGUGGACUACAUCGACAAGGACCUGAGCUAUUCGAAGUUUUUCAAGAAAUAUUUGCUACCUAAUCACCCAUGUAUGUUUUCAAGAAAGUUCACGGAGGAGUGGAACUGUAGAAAACAAUGGGUGACGGAGGAGGGCAAACCUAAUUUUCUAAAGCUGCUGCAAGACUUUGAUGAGACUCCUGUCCCUGUUGCAAACUGUAAUGCAAAGGAAUACAAUGCCAACCCCAAACAAGUAAUGCCAUUUAAAGAAUUUAUACAGUACUGGAAGGAAUACAUCCAGAAUGGACACUCAUCACCCAAAGGAUGCCUCUAUCUGAAAGACUGGCAUAUGUCAAGGGACUUUCCAGAACAUAAUGUUUACAUCACACCUGUUUACUUUUCAUCGGACUGGCUUAAUGAAUAUUGGGAUACACUUGAAGUUGAUGACUACCGGUUUGUUUACAUGGGACCCAAAGGUUCAUGGACUCCGUUCCAUGCUGAUGUGUUCCGCUCGUACAGCUGGUCUGCAAACAUCUGUGGCAGAAAGAAGUGGCUGCUUUAUCCUCCGGGUCAGGAAGACUUUUUACGAGACACUCAUGGUAACCUCCCAUAUGACGUAACGUCAGCUGAACUUCAAGACAGAAGCCAUUUCCCACAGUUUGAAGAAGCAUGCCAACCUCUUGAAAUUAUUCAAGAGGCAGGCGAAAUCAUUUUUGUGCCAAGUGGCUGGCACCAUCAAGUUUAUAAUCUGGAAGACACCAUUUCAAUUAAUCACAAUUGGCUGAAUGGCUGCAACGUUGACAUCAUGUGGCAGUUCCUACAGAACGAGCUGUCCUCUGUUCAAAAAGAGAUAGAUGAAUGGAGAAACACAAUGGAUUCAUGGCAUCAGCACUGUCAGGUCAUCAUGAAAGCAUGUUCUGGGAUUGAUUAUGGGGAAUUUGCUUCAUUCUUGAAAAUCAUCGCUGAAAAUCGAAUGGCGUUUCUGAACGCUUGUUUUUCCGGCGACUCCUCCGAUUACUCACGAAAUCUCACCGAAACUCUGAGCACACUAGGACCUUAUCAUGCAGCUUUUGACCUUCAAAGAGUGGCUCAUGUUAUCGAAUGCCUCUUGUGCAAUGAAGACUUCAAGCGGCUCGAUCGUUCAACGUUGGCUUUGCAGCCGGAGGCCAUGUUGCUGCGAAUCCGAGACACCAUACAGUCCACAAGAGGGCAGCAUCUCCUUUAUCAAGAAUAAUGUGUCCCCACCAUCUGCAGUGUUCUCUCCUGGGAUGAGCUUGAAUGACACUGGCAAUUUUAGUAAACACGAUAAA